AUGUCUCAAAUUACUUUAGGUCGUUACUUAUUCGAAAGAUUAAACCAAGUUGAUGUUAAAACCAUCUUCGGUUUACCAGGUGACUUCAACUUAUCCUUAUUGGACAAGAUCUACGAAGUCCCAGGUAUGAGAUGGGCUGGUAACGCUAACGAAUUAAACGCUUCUUACGCUGCUGAUGGUUACGCUAGAAUCAAGGGUAUGUCCUGUAUCAUCACCACCUUCGGUGUCGGUGAAUUAUCCGCUUUAAACGGUAUUGCCGGUUCUUAUGCUGAACAUGUUGGUGUCUUACACGUCGUCGGUGUCCCAUCCAUCUCUUCUCAAGCUAAGCAAUUAUUAUUACACCACACCUUAGGUAACGGUGACUUCACUGUCUUCCACAGAAUGUCCGCCAACAUCUCUGAAACCACUGCCAUGAUCACUGACAUUGCUACCGCUCCAGCUGAAAUUGACAGAUGUAUUAGAACUACCUACGUCACCCAAAGACCAGUCUACUUAGGUUUACCAGCCAACAUUGUUGACUUAAAGGUUCCAGCCUCCUUAUUAGACACCCCAAUUGACUUAGCUUUGAAGCCAAACGAACCAGAAGCUGAAGCUGAAGUUAUUGAAACCAUCCUUGAAUUAGUCAAGAACGCCAAGAACCCAGUCAUCUUAUCCGAUGCUUGUGCUGGUAGACAUGACGUCAAGGCUGAAGCUAACCAAUUGAUUGACAUCACCAAGUUCCCAGCCUUCGUCACCCCAAUGGGUAAGGGUACUAUCAACGAAUCUAACCCAAGAUUCGGUGGUGUCUACGUCGGUACCUUAUCUAGUCCAGCUGUCAAGGAAGCUGUUGAAUCCGCUGACUUAAUCUUAUCCGUCGGUGCCUUAUUAUCUGACUUCAACACCGGUUCCUUCUCUUACUCUUACAAGACCAAGAACAUCGUUGAAUUCCACUCUGACUACAUCAAGAUCAAGAGCGCUACUUUCCCAGGUGUUCAAAUGAAAUUCGUCUUACAAAAAUUAUUAAAGGUUAUUGGUGCCGCUGCUAAGCACUACAAGCCAGUUCCAGUUCCAGCUGCUCCAGCUGCUAACCCAGCUUGCGACCCAUCUACCCCAUUGAAGCAAGAAUGGAUGUGGAGACAAUUAUCCAACUUCUUACAAGAAGGUGAUAUUGUCUUAACUGAAACCGGUACCUCUGGUUUUGGUAUCAACCAAUGUACUUUCCCAAACGAAACUGUCGGUAUCUCUCAAGUCUUAUGGGGUUCCAUUGGUUACACUGGUGGUGCCGUUUUAGGUGCUGCUUUCGCUGCUGAAGAAAUCGAUCCAAAGAAGAGAGUUGUCUUAUUCAUUGGUGACGGUUCCUUACAAUUAACUGUUCAAGAAAUCUCCACUUUAAUCAGAUGGAACUUGAAGCCAUACUUAUUCGUCUUAAACAACGACGGUUACACCAUUGAAAGAUUAAUCCACGGUGAAAAGGCUGGUUACAACGACAUUCAACCAUGGAAGCACUUAAACAUCUUAGAAACCUUCGGUGCUAAGGACUACGAAAACCACAGAGUUGCUACCACCGGUGAAUGGGACAAGUUAACCACCGACAAGGCUUUCAACGAAAACUCCAGAAUCAGAUUAAUUGAAGUUAUGUUACCAGUCAUGGAUGCACCAUCCAACUUAAUUGCUCAAGCUAAGUUAACUGCUUCUAUCAACGCUAAGCAAGAAUAA
Messenger RNA from Arxiozyma heterogenica, 1695 nucleotides. RefSeq names its product indolepyruvate decarboxylase 1 (gene PDC1). The coding region runs from base 1 to 1695 and encodes 564 amino acids. The transcript has a single exon. Gene Ontology annotation, cellular component: nucleus; cytosol. Gene Ontology annotation, molecular function: thiamine pyrophosphate binding; pyruvate decarboxylase activity; magnesium ion binding. The record is from RefSeq and is a predicted model, not a curated record. Lineage: Eukaryota; Fungi; Ascomycota; Saccharomycetes; Saccharomycetales; Saccharomycetaceae.